CCUCCUCCCCGAUGCAGCUGUGACGUGUGCGACCGUUCCUUUGCCCACUCCACCAAGCUCCUCGCCCACCGCUCCAUCCACAGCGGCCACAAGCCCUUCCCCUGCCCGUCCUGUGGCCGAUCCUACAACCGCCUGGACAACCUCCGCCGCCACCAACGCUCCCACCUGCUCCCCCCGCGCCUCCACCGCUGCCCGACCUGCGCCCGGACCUUCCCGGACUCCGCCCGGCUGAACCGGCAUCAGGAGACGCACCGCGCGGGUUCGGUGGCGGGCGUACCCGGGGGAACGCCCCCAGCGCAUCCGGGGAAACCCCACCGCUGCGCGGACUGUGGGCGCGGUUUCAUCCGUGCGUCCCGACUCGCCGCCCACCGCUGCCAAACCGCCGACCGCCAAACCCACCGCUGCGCGGACUGCGGCCGCGCGUACAGCCGGGCCGAGAACCUCAAACGCCACCAACGGGCCCACGGGCGCCCGAAGCGGCCGUUAUCCUGCCUGCUCUGCCGCAAGACCUUCAACCUCUUCUCCACCUUCCUCGCGCACCAGGCCUCGCACACGGGGGAGAAACCCUUCCGUUGUCCCGUCUGCGCCAAGUCCUUCGGCGUCCCCGCGUCCCUCCGCGCCCACCAGUCCAUCCACACGGGCCACAAACCGUACCGCUGUUUGGCGUGCGGCAGCAGUUACAACCGCCUGGACAAUCUGCGCCGCCAUCAGCGCGGACACGGGCAGAGCGGCGGCGGAGACGGCGGAGACGGGGAGGGGGACGUGGAGGGAACUUUUCCACCCGCCGCCGCCGAAAUCGCCGCUGCCUCCCCGCGCCCACGCCCCCGUUACCGCUGCGACCUCUGCGGCGAGACUUUCGCGCGCCCGGCGGCACUGUCUAGCCACCGUCUCGCCCACGUGGGGAUGACCUUCCCCUGCGAGGCCUGCGGGGAAACAUUCACCGACAUGCCAGCCUUCCGCCUCCACCGACUGGCGCACGCACGCGCCGACCCUGACCCGUUGCCCGCGCCCUCCCCGUCUCGCGCCGCCCCGGAUGUUGCCGUCUGCGGCGAGGCUUUCCCCGAGCUGUCUGGGCUGGAGGCUCACCGUCUGGUUCACCCAGACGUCUCCUACGAGUGCGAUGUCUGCGAGGGCGAGACUUUCCCCAGCCUGUCUGGGCUGGAGGCCCACCGUCUGGGCCACUCAGACGUGUCUGUUGUCUGUGAUGUCUGCGGGGAAACUUUCCCGGACCUGUCUAGCCUGCAGACGCACCGUCUAGACCACUCAGACGUGGCUGUUGUCUGUGAUGUCUGCGGGGAAACUUUCCCGGACUUGUCCAGCCUGCAAACCCACCGUCUAGACCACUCAGACGUGGCCUUUGGCUGUGACACUUGCGGGGAGACAUUCCCGGACUUGUCUAGCCUCGGGAAACACCGUCUAGCCCACCCAGACGUGACUGUCGAGUGCGGGGCCUGCGGGGAGACAUUCACCGACCUGUCUAGCCUGCAGACGCACCGUCUGGUUCACUCAGACAUGGCCGCCGUCUGUGACGUCUGCGGUGAGACGUUCCCGGACCUGUCUAGCCUGCAGACGCACCGCCUCUCCCACCCAGACGUGACUAUCGACUGCGCCGUCUGCGGCGAGACGUUCCCCGACCUGUCUAGCCUCCAGACGCACAGUCUGGCCCACUCAGACGUCAGCUUCGAGUGCGACAUUUGCAGCGAGUCUUUCCCCGACCUGUCUAGACUCGAAACGCACCGUCUGGGCCACCCAGACGUUUCCUUCGAGUGCGAUGUCUGUCGUGAGACCUUCCCCGACCUGUCUAGACUGCAGACUCACCGUCUGGGGCAUGCGGACGUUCGUUACGAAUGCGACACUUGCGACGAAACCUUCCCCGACCUGUCUAGACUUCAGAUUCACCGUCUCGCGCACGCAGACGUUCGUUACGAAUGCGAUGCUUGCGACGAAACCUUCCCCGACCUGUCUAGACUGCAGACUCACCGUCUGGCGCACGAGGACGUCACGUUCGAAUGCGAGAUCUGCAGCGAGUCUUUCCCCGACCUGUCUAGACUGCAGACUCACCGUCUGUGCCACGGUGGGGGCUCGCUGGAGGUGGGGGGGUUCCCAGACGCCGGGCGUCUCCCACCGGCGUAUUCCUGCGCCGUUUGCGGACGGCGUUUCGCGAAAGCAUCGUCGUUCCUCGCCCACCAAGCCGUACACACGGGUGCGAAAUCGUUUCGCUGUCACGCCUGCCCGCGGAGUUACAACCGUCUAGACAACCUCCGCCGACACCAGCGUGUUCACCUGGGAGACCGCCCCUUCCGUUGCACGCUCUGCGGCGACGGUUUCACCUCCUCCGCGCUCCUGCGCUCGCACCGCUCCACCCACACGACCGUCCGCUGCCCCGACUGUGGCGACCCGCUGCCCCGCGCCACCUCCCGCCACCGUUGCCGCGGCUUCCGCUGCUCCUCCUGCGGCGCGCUCUUCGCCGACCGGCAGAGCUGCCGCGAGCACGCGGAGCUCCACCGGCGCCCGUCCCUCCAGUGCGGGGAUUGCGGCGAGAUUUUCAGCGAGCCGGGCGCUCUCUCCCGCCACCGGCUCUCCCACCGGCCCGAGUACCGCUGCCGGGAGUGCGGGGGAAAACGUUCGGGAAAGCCCACGGACUCUCCCGGCACCGCUGCGGCGGCGGCAACGGCAACGGCGGCAACAACCGGCCCAAACGGCGCAUCGUGGCGCCGGCCGACCGUUCCUUCCGCUGCCAGGCGUGUCCGCGCAGCUACAACCGCCUCGACAACCUCCGACGUCACCAGCGUGUCCACUUGGGCGAUCGCCCGUUUCGUUGCACGCUCUGCGGCGACGGUUUCGUUUCCUCCGCCGCCCUGCGCACCCACCGCACCGGACACGCCCGUGCCGGCGCCAACAUCUGCCGGGCGUGCGGGCGGUCGUUCGCCAAGGCCGAGGACCUGGCUCAGCAUCGCUGCGGCCGCUCGCUGCGCUGGGCGGUGGCGGGAUCAGCGGCGGAAACGGCGGAUGCGGCAAAGCCCCAGCCGUCGGAACAGCCCGCCCCCUCCUCCCCGCCCCCUCUCCCCCCCUCCCCCUCCCCGCAACCCGAGGGCGCGCGGUGCGAGGUUUGCGGCCUGCGCUUCCCCGACGCUUUCUCCCUCGCCUCCCACCGUCUUCUCCACGUCUGGGGCGAGGGCGAGGGGGAUGGGGAGGUGGCGGAAGAUGGGGAGGUGGUGGAAGAGGGAGAGGGAGAGGGGGAGGGGGCUCGCUGCCCAGAUUGCGGGGACCCCAUCCCAGACGAGACCGCCAGAGCCCAGCACCGGCUCCGACACGCCUGGGAGCGCCCGUUCCAGUGCGAUGCUUGCGACCGCUCCUUCGCUGAUUCCUCCGCCCUCACCGACCACCAGAUUCCCCGCCGUCCUGCGGCACCUCCCGGCGUGGGGCGGCGGCCUCUGCCGCUGCCAGGGCUGCGGCGAGCUCUUCGAGGACCCUUCGGCCCUGCAGGAGCACGUCAGGCUAUCCCACGGGGAGGGGGACGGCAGCGGCGGCGGAAGCGGCGGCGCGGGCCGGGGAAAACCGUACGAAUGCGAAAUUUGCCGCAAGACUUUCGGCACCGGCGCGGCGCUCCGAGCCCACCAGACCAUCCACACCGGCAAGAAGCCCUACGCUUGCCAAGUUUGUUCGCGCACUUACAACCGCCUCGACAACCUACGCCGCCACCAACACUCGCACGCCACGGUCAAAGCGGAGGGCGCCAAAUCCGCCGACGAGCAACCGCCCGCUGACGAAGGUUCCGCGCCCUGGUCUAAGAUGGUCGUAACGCCUCGAUUAUCGCUGGAAAACGCCAUCGAUCACGUGAAGGGGAUUCGGAACCAGUCCCACAAGGAGGAAGAGGUGGAGAGAAUUCCGGAAGGCACCGGAGUUGCGGAGAGGACUCAGGGACGGACUGGGAAUGAGCAGAGCGAUCGGGAAGGGACGGGAGGUGCGGAGAGGGUUCGGGAAGAAACUGGGAAUGAUGAGAGGGUUCGGGAAGGGACGGGAGUUGUGGAGAGAAUUCGGGAACAAACUGGGAAUGAUGAGAGGGUUUGGGAAGGGACGGGAGGUGCGGAGAGGGUUCGGGAACAAACUGGGAAUGAUGAGAGGGUUCGGGAAGGGACGGGAGGAGAGGAGAGGGUUCGGGAAGGAUCGGGAGUUGCGGAGAGAAUUCGGGAACAAACUGGGAAUGAUGAGAGGGAUUGGGAAGGGACGGGAGUUGCGGAGAGGGUUCGGGAACAAACUGGGAAUGAUGAGAGGGAUUGGGAAGGGACGGGAGGUGCGGAGAGGGUUCGGGAAGGAACGGGAGGUGCGGAGAACAUUCGGGAACAAACUGGAAAUAAUGAGAGGGUUUGGGAAGGAACGGGAGUUGUGGAGAGAAUUCGGGAAGAAACUGGGAAUGAUGAGAGCGAUAGGGAAGGAACGGGAGGUGUGCAGAGAAUUCGGGAAGGAACGGGAGGAAUCGGGAAUGGACUGGGAAGGAUGAGGGCGAUCGGGAAGGAACGGGAGGUGAGGAGAGAAUUCGGGAAAGAAUGGGAGGAGAGGAAGGGAAUCGGGAAUGGACUGGGAAGGAUGAGAGCGAUUGGGAAGGAACGGGAGGAGAGGAAGGGAAUCGGGAAUGGACUGGGAAGGAUGAGAGCGAUUGGGAAGCAAGGGGAGGUGAGGAAGGGAUUUGGGAAGGAAUGGGAGGUGAGGAGAGAAUUCGGGAAAGAAUGGGAGGAGAGGAGAGAAUUCGGGAAAGAAUGGGAGGAGAGGAAGGGAUUUGGGAACAACCUGGGAAUGAUGAGAGGGAUCGGGAAGGAACGGGAGAUGUGCAGAGAAUUCGGGAAGGAACGGGAGGAGAGAAGGGGGAUUUGGGAAGGAAUGGAGAGAAUUCGGGAUUGGACUGGGAACGAGAGGGAUUGGGAAACGAUGGGAGGUGAGGAGAGGAAUCGGGAAGAGACCGGGAACGAGGGGAGGGAUCGGGAAGCGAGGAGGGAAAAAUCGGGCGGGCGGCUGGGCUACCAAUGCCGCCAUUGCGGUAAGCUGUUCCGCUGGGCCUGCGUGUUGGAGGCUCACCAGCGCUACCAUCUUGGCGAGCGUCCGUUCGAAUGCGGUGCGUGCGGGAAGGCGUUUGUCACCGCUAGCAACCUGUCGGACCACCGGCGCGUCCACUCCGCUGAUCGCCCCCACCGCUGCGGCCGAUGUGGUCGAACCUUCGAGUCCGCCGUGGUCCUGAGCGCCCACCGGCAGUCGCACGCCCGCCAUUAUCUCUGCACCGCGUGCGGCAAAAGCUUCGGCACUUCGGCGCACUUGGCCGUGCAUCAGCGCUCGCACACGGGGGAGCGCCCCUUCCCGUGCCGGCUGUGCGGGCGUGCGUUCGCGGAAGCCGGCAAGCUUGCCCGCCACGGGGCCGUACACCGCGACUACGCGGGGGAUCCGAAGUCGUACAGGUGCGCGGAAUGCGGCAAGGGUUUCCCCGAACCCGGCAGGCUGUCGGCCCACCUACGCGUCCACACCGGGGAGCGGCCCUACCCGUGCCGGCUGUGCGGCAAAGCCUUCGUCACCGCGGGCAACCUCUCGGCGCACCAGCGAAUACACACCGGAGAGAGACCCCACAGGUGCGCCGAGUGCGGGAAGGGCUUCGUCACCGGCGGGAACCUGGCGUCCCACCAGCGGAUACACACCGGAGAGAGACCCUAUCGCUGCUCCGAGUGUGGACGCUGCUUCCUGGAGGCCGGGAAGCUGGCCCGGCACCAGGCCGGCCACACCGGCACCAAACCCUACCCGUGUCCCCGCUGCCAGCGCACGUUCUCCCGCACCGACUCGCUCCGGGCCCACCAGAGGCGGCACGAGAGGGAGGGAGAGAGAGCGAGAUCGCCCGCUCACACGCUAGUCUAGUUUAGAGAGACAGCGAGGGAAACAGGAGGCAAAAGUCGGCCAUCUUGAACCAGGCCCCAAAGUCGGCCAUCUUGAAACAGGAGGCAAAAGUCGGCCAUCUUGAACC
Leucoraja erinaceus (little skate) is the source of this 6001-nucleotide messenger RNA. RefSeq lists its product as uncharacterized. Gene Ontology annotation, biological process: regulation of transcription by RNA polymerase II. Gene Ontology annotation, molecular function: DNA-binding transcription factor activity; RNA polymerase II cis-regulatory region sequence-specific DNA binding. The annotation marks the transcript as partial. The transcript is spliced from 4 exons. NCBI's taxonomy places the organism in Eukaryota, Metazoa, Chordata, Chondrichthyes, Rajiformes, Rajidae. The record is from RefSeq and is a predicted model, not a curated record.